AUACAGGGACUUUAGAAAAGGAAACAAUAAACUUCCAAGAGAGUAUUCAAGUACCAAUAACGCAAGUUACUUUUAUGAAUGAUGACGGGAUGAAUGAUGAGGGGAAGAUAGUAUUUUCACUUUCAAACGGCGAGGUCUUUGUUGCACAUCUCCACAACAAUGGUGAAGUUAGGAAGACACUAUUGGGCAAGCAUCUCAAAUCUGUCAGCGGUCUUAUCAGAGACACUGACAAUCCGAAUCUGGGUUAUUCCUGUGGAAAAGAUGCGUUCAUAAAAUGCUUUGACAUCCGGAGCCCUCGUCUUAUCAAUCUCCAGAAGUGUUAUAGGUUUGAAGGCAACCCAUCACUUCCCCUUAAAUUGAAUGGCAUCUUACAGAAUCCUGACGAUCCUAGAUGCAUUACUGUCUGUGGAAAUGACCCAUACGUCAGAGUUUACGAUCUCAGGUUGUUGAAAGAAGAUUCAAAGUGUCUUGAUAAUGUUUACUUGCCACAUGAUCUAGCUAACAGAAGCACUGCUUGCAUUAAAGGCAUAGCGUAUUCGAAGAUGGGGCAACUAUUGGCUUCUUGCAACAACCAAAAGAUAUAUAUGUUCCAACAGGAAAUGGGAUUAGAUCCAAAAUCAAUCCAUCUUCCCUUGCAUCUCAAUGCUUUGCCAAUCUGUCUCAGUGAAGCUCAGGUUUAUCAGGGUCACACGGUUGAUAACCAGUUGGACAGACAUGACAUAACUUUCUUUGGUUCUGAAGAUGAGUACAUUGCCUCUGGAUCAGCAUGUGGAAAGAUUUUCUUUUGGAACAAAAGAGAACCCAAGAGGGUUAGCUGCAUUGAAAGUUUGCACAUUGUAAGGUGCAUGACAAGGAAUCCUCGUCCCAAUCACCCCAUACAGGCCGUACUGGCUACUGGUGGAGUGGAUCAAUUUGUUCGUCUCUGGGGUCCUAACAAUGAGCGGUUAAGUAGAAUUGAAGAUGGCUAAUUUGAUUUUAUCUUUUAAAGUUUUUGGAGAAAAAGUUAAAAUUGGCAUCUUUUCUGCUAUUCUGGGAAGUUUAUGCGUACAUUCUUUUGAAUUU
This is a messenger RNA of Rubroshorea leprosula, 1062 nucleotides long. The record is from the annotation of a GenBank genome assembly. Lineage: Eukaryota; Viridiplantae; Streptophyta; Magnoliopsida; Malvales; Dipterocarpaceae.